CUGACUCGUUCCUGGCCCGGACGGAGGCCGUUUUUAAACCCCGUGUUUGUCCGUUGCUCCUCAGGCAUCGAGCCGACGGGGAACCGGGUCCUGCGUCCGGCCGUGUUCACGGUGGACGCCUUCAGCGCCGGCCAGGGCCAGGUCACCGUCUACCUGGACCACCCGGACGGGACCCGGGAGGAGCUGAAGGCGGAGCCUAACGAGGGGAAGAAGACCUUUAGCGUCACCUACAUUCCUCAGGUCACCGGACCCCACAAGGUGACGGUUCUGUUCGCGGGGCAGGAGAUCCCCAAAAGCCCGUUCCAGGUGGAGGUGGACAGAGCUCUGGGCGACGCCUCCAAGGUGACGGCCUCCGGCCCCGGCCUGGAGCCGGUGGGCAACGUGGCCAACAAGCCCACCUACUUCGACAUCUACACGGCCGGCGCGGGUACGGGCGACGUGACGGUGGCGAUCCGGGACCCUCAGGGCCGGCAGAACAGCGUAGAGGCCCUGAUGGAGGACCGGGGCGACAGCAGCUACCGCUGCAGCUACAGACCCGCGCAGGCCGGACCCCACCUGCUCGCCCUGUCCUUCGGCGGGGCGCCGAUCCCCAGGAGCCCGUUCGCCGUGGACGUGGGGCCCGCCUGCGUGCCGGGCGCCUGCCGGGCGACCGGGCGGGGCCUCCAGCCCUCGGGGGUCAGAGUGAAGCAGGUCGCCGACUUUAAGGUGGACGCCAGGAACGCGGGCAGCGGCGAGCUGAAGGUGGUCGUCAAGGGACCCAAGGGCACGGAGGAGCCGGUGAGGCAGAUCUCCAGCCGGGACGGUGUGUCUGCAUACGAGUAUCACCCCAGCAGCCCGGGAAAAUACACCGUCUCCAUCACCUGGGGGGGUCAGCACAUCCCCAAAAGUCCGUUCGAGGUGCUGGUGGGUCCGGAGGCGGGCCCCCAGCAGAUCCGGGCCUGGGGCCCCGGCCUGGAGGGAGGAAUCGUGGGGAAACCAGCCGCGUUUGUGGUGGAGUCCAUCGGGCCGGACGCCGGAGUCCUGGGCUUCGCCAUCGAGGGCCCCUCCCAGGCAAAGAUCGAGUGCGAGGACCAGAACGAUGGUUCCUGCGACGUCCGCUACUGGCCGACGGAGCCCGGAGAAUACGCCAUCAGGGUUACCUGCGACGAGGAGGACAUCGAGCUCAGCCCCUUCAUGGCCCACGUCGUCCCCGACGACGGCGCCUGCCACCCGGAAAAGGUCCGGGCUUAUGGUCCCGGACUGGAGAGAAGCGGCUGCGUGGUCAACCAGCCGGCAGAGUUCACGGUCAGCGCCGAGGGAGCCGGGAAAGGACCCCUCAGGAUCACGGCACAGGAUGCAGAGGGAGUCCCGGUGGAGGUGAAGGUGCGGAGCAAAGGCGACGGCCUGCACCAGUGCUGCUACACGCCGGCCUCCCCGCUCAAACACACGCUGGCCAUCGCCUGGGGAGGGGUCAGCGUCCCCAACAGCCCCUUCAGGAUCAACGUGGGUAAAGGCAGCCACCCGGGGCUGGUGAAGGUGUUCGGGCCCGGGGUGGAGAGGACCGGGCUGAAGGCCGGCGAGCCCACGCACUUCACCGUGGACUGCUCCGGGGCCGGAGACGGAGACGUCAGCGUGGGCAUCAAGUGCGACGCCAACAUGGUCGGCGACAAAGAGGCCGACGUGGACUUCGACAUCAUCCCCAACGCCAACGACACCUUCACGGUCAAAUACGUCCCUCCGGCCGCCGGGCGGCUCACCGUCAAAGUCCUGUUCACCGACGUGGAAGUUCCCCGGAGCCCCUUCAUCGUCAAAGUGGACCCGUCCCACGAUGCAUCGAAGGUUAAAGCAGAGGGUCCAGGACUGUCCCGCAAUGGUGUGGAGAGCGGGAAGCCGACCCACUUCACAGUGCUGACCAAAGGAGCCGGAAAGGCUCCCCUGGACGUUUCCUUCACUCCUCCCGUCAAAGAGUUUGACAUCAUAGACAACUACGACUACUCUCAAACGGUCAAAUACAUCCCUGCACAGCAGGGGGAGAUGACCAUCGUGGUGACGUUCGGUGGAGAUCCCAUUUCCAAGAGCCCCUUUAAAGUGGGAGUCGCUGCUCCGCUGGACCUCGAUAAGGUGGCCGUGGACAGCCUGAAUGGAAGAGUGGAGGUGGACCAGGAGCAGCAGUUCUCGGUGGACACCACAGGAGCGGGAGGUCAAGGACAGCUGGAGGUGCUGGUGCUGAGUCCCGGCCAGAAAGCGGUGCCUUGCAAAGUGGAGCCCCGGCCUGGAAAGGCGGCCGUUAGCCUGGUUCGCUUCACGCCUAAAGAGGAGGGUCUGUACGCCGUAAACGUGUCCUACGACGGGCACCCGGUGCCCAGGAGCCCCUUCCCCAUGGAGGCCCACCUGCCUCCAGACCCCAGCAAGGUGAAGGCCUCGGGCCCGGGGCUGGAGGGGGGUCUGGUCGGGAACCCGGCCGAGUUCAGCAUCGACACCAAGGGCGCGGGCACGGGCGGCCUGGGGCUGACGGUGGAGGGGCCCACCGAGGCCAAGAUCGAGUGCUCCGACAACGGGGACGGGACCUGCUCCGUGUCCUACCUGCCCACGGAGCCCGGGGACUACCUGGUCAACAUCCUGUUCGAGGGCGUCCACAUCCCCGGGUCGCCUUUUAGAGCCGACAUCCAGAUGCCCUUUGACCCCUCCAGGGUGGUGGCCUCGGGCUCGGGCCUGAAGAGGGCCAAGGUUGGAGAGGUCAGUGUUGUGAACGUGGACUGCUCUCAGGCUGGACCCGGCCAGCUCAGCCUGGAGGCGACACCGGACUCCUCAUCCGGUCCGGCUGGAUCUGACCUGGGAUCAGGUGUGAAAGUGAAGACGGAGGUGGUGGACAACAAAGACGGGACCUACACUGUGACCUACGUCCCUCUCACCUCCGGCCUGUACACCCUGCUGCUGCGGUACGGAGGGACGCCCGUCCCCGGUUUCCCGGCCAAAGUCUCGGUGGACCCGGCCGUGGACACCUCUAAGGUCAAGGUGUUCGGACCCGGAGUGGAAGGAAAAGCCGUUUUCAGAGAAGCCACCACGAAUUUCACCGUGGACGCCCGUCCAUUAACCCGGCGGGGGGGAGACCAGGUGAAGGCCGAGGUCAGAAACCCGUCCGGAGCGCUGACCGACUGCGUGGUCACAGACCAGGCCGACGGGACCUACAGCGUGGAAUACACUCCCUUUGAGAACGGCGUGCACGCCGUCCAGGUCCUGUACGCGGACGCGCCGGUCCCCAGGAGCCCGUUCCAGGUGUCGGUGUCGGAGGGGUGCGACCCCCGCAGGGUGCAGGCCUCCGGCCCCGGGCUCCAGAGGGGCCUCACCGACCAGCCCAACGGCUUCAACAUCCUCACCAGAGGGGCAGGGAUCGGGGGGCUGGGCAUCACCGUGGAGGGUCCCUCCGAGUCUAAGAUAUCGUGCACAGACAACAAAGAUGGCAGCUGCAGCGUGGAGUACGUCCCCUACACGCCCGGCCUCUACAACGUAAACGACCAGGACGGCAGACCGAGGCCCGCCAGUAUCCAUGACAACGGCGACGGCACGUUCCGGGUGACGUACGUCCCCGACCGCUGCGGCCGCUACGUCGUCACGGUGAAGUACGGCGGAGACGAGAUCCCCGCCUCGCCGUACCGGGUGACGUCGGAAAACUUCAAGGCCGUCGGCGGCAGCGUGAACGGCAGCGGCUUCAGACCGUUCGACAUGGUGAUCCCCUUCUCCUUCCGGAAGGGAGAAAUCACCGGCGAGGUGCUGAUGCCUUCAGGUAAAUCGGCCCAGCCGCUGAUCUCGGACAACCUGGACGGCACGGUGACGGUGCAGUACUCGCCCACCGAGGCCGGCCUGCACGAGAUGCACAUCAAGUACAACGGCACGCACAUCCCGGAGUCUCCCCUCCAGUUCUACGUGAACCACGUCAGCAGCCCGAACGUGACGGCCUACGGCCCCGGCCUCAGCUACGGCGUGGCCAACAAGACCGCCAAGUUCACCGUCUACACGGAGGACGCCUCUGACGGAGGGCUGGACCUGGCCAUCGAGGGCCCGUCCAAAGCGGAGAUCAGCUGCGUGGACAACAAGGACGGCACCUGCAGCGUCAGCUACCUCCCCGUGCUGCCGGGAGACUACAACAUCAUGGUCAAAUACAACGACGAGCACAUCGCCGGCAGCCCCUUCACAGCCAGGAUCACCGAGGACAACCAGCGGCGCUCUCAGGUCAAAUUGGGCUCGGCCGCCGAUUUCUCUCUGGACAUCAACGAGACGGACCUCAGCCUGCUGACGGCCAGCAUCCGGGCGCCGUCGGGCCGCGAGGAGCCCUGCCUGCUGAAGAGGAUGGCCAACAACCACAUCGGCAUCUCCUUCAUCCCGCGGGAGGUGGGCGAGCACCAGGUCAGCAUCCUGAAGAACGGGCGCCACGUGGCCAACAGCCCCAUCACCAUCGUGGUCGUCCAAUCAGAGAUCGGGGACGCCAGCAGGGUCAGGGCUCACGGAGACGGCCUGGUCAGGGGCGCCACCUUCACCAACGCCUGCUUCGUGGUCGACACCAGAGAGGCCGGUUAUGGGGGCCUGGCUCUGUCCGUGGAGGGCCCCAGUAAGGUGGACAUCCAGACGGAGGACCGUGAGGACGGGACCUGUGGGGUCUGCUACUGCCCCACCGAGCCGGGCAGCUACAUCGUCUCCGUCCGCUUUGCCGACGAGCACGUCCCAGGAAGUCCGUUCACGGUGCGGGUGACCGGAGAGGGACGCAUCCGGGAGAGCAUCACGCGGAAGCAGAAGGCCGCGUCUGUGGCCGGAGUCGGGAGUGUGUGUGACCUCAGCCUGAAGAUACCAGUGAGCUGGUUCCUGCUGGUCUUAUCCCAGCAGCUCUUCUCUCCCUCCUCCUUCCGCUCCCGCCUCUCCCUCCGUCUGUCCGGAGGGUCCAGGCCCCGGUCUCCCUCCCGAUGGUCCCCCUCCCGGGUCCGGCUCAUCUCCGGGGUCUCCGGCCUGGUGCUGGCCCCCGGGGGCCUGUGGGUGGUCGGCGCCCGCGGGGGGGAGGAGGGUGCGUUGUAG
Molecule: messenger RNA, 5043 nt
Organism: Menidia menidia (Atlantic silverside)
Lineage: Eukaryota; Metazoa; Chordata; Actinopteri; Atheriniformes; Atherinopsidae
Source: the annotation of a GenBank genome assembly